GGGUUGCAUGAGGGAAGGAGGGGUGGGAAAAGUUUGAGACAGAGAGAGAGAGAGGGACAGAGAGAGAGAGAGAGAAGGAAUUGCUUCCAGUGAGAGAUAGGAGCCGUAGUGAGUGAGUGUUUGUGUGAGUGAGUGAGUGUGUGUGAGUGUGUGUGGUUAAAAGGAAAGAGAAACACCAGAAAACAUUAUCCUGGAGGAGGCUGAACCAGAGGAGGGAUUUCCAAACUUUGUGCCUUUAUUCAAACUUUUUGUGCACUCCGGGCUGAGGUCCGUGUCUCUCUUUGUGUUCACCGGCAGGGACUAUGCUGAGGGAGACAGUAGGUGAAGUUGGAGCUGGAAUAAGGCUGUGAAAAAAAAGAAAGCAGAAUAGAAAGAGAGAGAUAUAGGAAGAAGGAAAGGAACCAUGCCAGUGGAUGCUAUCUUCUUCUGUGGAGUCAGGUUACACAAAAUGAAAAAGCACUUCAGGAGCACUUCAUCAGGGCUCACCAAGCUCAGAAAGGAUGCCAGCUGCUAGCACCAUGACUGGAGGAAGGGCCCUGCUGCUCUGUACAACCACUGACAACUGCAUCUACCAAUCAGUCAACGGGCUCCAGUGCUGUGGCUUGAAGGUUGGGGAGGCUCCCUCAUCUGUGGUGCCCCAGCCGCAAGAGGUGUGUGGGUCAUCAGGGGACAAAAACAAAAGAGGGCCUUCCAAGUGUCCUCUCUCACCCCUGAUCAGCCUUCACGACAGCCCAGGUCCUCCUUUCACCAUGUUGGCCCACAGAAGAGCUGCCACCACUGAAUCAAAGACCACCAACAUGGAGAACGGACUUUGUGGUAAACUAAACCACAACAAGACCUCAUCAGCAGUUAAGACUGCCAGCAUCCGGGACAAGAUCUCACAAUGGGAGGGCAAAAAGGAGCCCGAUCAACUGCCCUCUUCUGGGAUGAUUUCACUGAGCGCCCCACAAAAGGAAUUUGAGACAGUAAGGAAAAAGGACUCUCAAGUCUUGGACGUCCCAAGGACGGACAACAAGCGAUUUGUUAGCUGGGACAGACAAGACUCGGGGAAGGAGAAUUCUGGAAAGCUGUCUGAGUCAAGGCCUAAAUCCCCAGAAGGACCAACAAACAAAGAAGUGACUCAAGAGAGAGGAUUUCGAGCUUCUAAGGCAGCAGAACAAUCGUUAGAAAAAAAAACAGUUUUAACUCAUGUGAAAAAACUGGAGAAGGCAACCAAAGAGGUUCCUGACAGACCGUCACUGGCAUUUCCAGGGAAUUACUUCUGCCCUCCUUCAAAAGAGGAGCUGGAAGAAUUGGAGAAGAAGGCCAACGAGCCCAUUUUUGGAACUUUUGAUAAUGGUCGGCCAGGCAGGUCAAGGAGGACGAGGGACGGGGAUUCUGAGAAUGUAUAUAGUGAGCCAGGUGCUCCUUCUAUAAACCCUCUACCUAAACCCCAAAGAACCUUCCAGCACCACACACCACCCAUGACCCCUGUGUCAGGGCUUGGCUUUGGGAAAGGAAAAAGGAACUUACCUCCUUUGCCCACUGUUCCCCCACCACCUUUACCCACAUGUCCGCCACCUGGAGUUUGCAGGAGGCCAUGGGCCGACAGAGCCCGGGACAACAAUAACAGGAAGUCCUAUGAAUUUGAGGAUCUGCUUCAGUCGUCCACAGAAGGCUGCAGAGUGGACUGGUAUGCUCAGUCCAGACUGGGUCUAACACGCACUUUAUCAGAAGAGAAUGUCUAUGAGGACAUAAUAGAUCCUCCAUCCAAGGAGAACCCAUAUGAAGAUAUAGAGUUGGAGAGAAGCUGUUUGGGGAGCAAAUGUAUUUCAUCUGUGUCCUCGUCUCCUGUGCCUGACACGCCAACAAAGCUUUCCUCCAAACCCGGUUUCUUUAGACAAAGCUCAGAAAGACGGAGUUUCAAGCUCCUGGAACUGCGCAAAACCGGCAGGGACGCAGGUGUUUCCUCGCCUUCUCGCAUCAGCCCCCCGUCCACACCUAGCAGCCCUGAUGACACCCCCUGCCUCUCAGGAGACCCGUACAAUCGCAGGAGGAGGAAAAUUCCAAAGAUGGUGCUGAAAAUCAAUGGCAUCUUUGAGGCACGGAGGGGGAAGAAGCGCAUGAAGAGAGUGUCUCAGUCCACGGAGUCCAGCUCAGGACGAGUGACCGAUGAGAACAGUGAGUCGGAGAGUGACACAGAGGAGAAGCUAAAAGCUCACAGCCAGCGCCUGGUAUCAGUUCAGUCCAUGCUCAGGCAGACUGGGCGGUACCGGACUUUAGAGAGAGAUCUGAUGGAGCUGCAGGAGCGAAAGCUCUUUGAGUAUUUCAUAGUUGUUGCACUUCACAAGACCAAAGUCGGUGUUCCGUACCUACCAGAGGUCACACAGCAGUUUCCUCUAAAGCUUGAGAGGAGCUUUAAGUUCAUGCGGGAAACUGAGGACCAGCUGAAGGUCAUCCCUCAGUUCUGUUUUCCCGACGCCAAAGACUGGGCGCCUGUCGACAAUUUCCCCAGUGAGACCUUCUCAUUUGUCCUGACCGGUGAGGAUGGCAGCAGGCGGUUUGGCUACUGUCGGAGACUACUGCCCAGCGGUAAAGGCCGGAGGCUGCCUGAAGUCUACUGCAUCGUCAGCCGCCUGGGCUGCUUUGACCUCUUCUCCAAGAUUUUGGAUGAAGUGGAGAAGAGGAGAGCUAUUUCCCCUGCUCUGGUGCAGCCUUUUAUGAGAGGAAUCAUGGAAGCUCCUUUCCCUGCUCCAGGAAGGACCAUUACUGUCAAAAACUUCCUACCUGGCUCUGGGACAGAGGUCAUCGAGCUGUGUCGACCUUCAGACUCCCGUCUUGAACAUGUAGACUUUGAAUGUCUCUUCUCCUCACUGAGUCUGCGUCUCCUCCUUCGGGUUUUUGCCUCUCUGAUGCUGGAGCGCAGGGUUAUCUUUACCGCCGACAAACUCAGCACUUUGUCCCAGUGUUGUCAUGCAGUCGUGGCUCUCCUCUACCCAUUCACCUGGCAGCAUACGUAUAUCCCUGUGCUCCCACCUUCCAUGUUGGACAUCGUCUGCACCCCGACACCGUUCAUCGUCGGCCUCCUCUCCAGCUCCCUGCCACGCCUCAAAGAGCUACCUAUUGAAGAAGUCCUGGUGGUCGACCUCGGCAACAGCCGCUUCCUGCGACAGCUCGAUGAUGAGGACUCCAUUCUUCCUCAUAAGCUUCAGGCAGCUCUGGAGCAUGUGCUUGAAAAGAGGAGAGAUCUGGCCUGUGACAAAGGAGACCUACUCAAUGACUCCUGCUCCCUCAGCACAGUAGUAUCGGAGGCGUUUGUGCGUUUCUUUGUGGAGAUUGUAGGUCACUACUCUCUCUUUUUGGGCGGAGUAGAACGGGAGGAUGAGUCCAUCUCCUCCCCGACCUUAACCAGUCCGUCUUCCUCCACUACCUCAUCCUUUCAGCGUGAUGCUUUCCGGAAAGCAGUCACUUCCAAGAGUCUCAGAAGAUUUCUGGAACUGUUCAUGGAGACCCAGAUGUUUACUGGCUUCAUACAGGAGAGAGAGAUGCGCAGACAAGGCCUCAAAGGUCUCUUUGAGGUGAGAGCACAGGAGUAUUUGGACUCACUGCCUGGAAGCGAACAACGAGGAGUCAACAAAUUCCUGAAGGGCCUAGGAAACAAGAUGAAAUUCCUAUCCAAGAAAUGAUCAGAUGCUCAGAUUGAGGAUGUCAUCGAUAAAUGUAGAAAAAAACGCAGUGAAGAAGAAAGGAUUCUCCCCGAAUGUGGAAGACGCAACGAUGGAGACAUGUCUUAAGAAUGAACAAUGAAAGGGCUCUAGAAGUGAACUGGACUCACUGUUUUUUCAACGUGAGAAAAUCUGGAUUUGGCUCUGAGGUUCUUUAUCCACUCAUUUUUCUGGUUUUGUGAGCUGUUCACAGCGACAGAGAGUGUGUUCCGGUGUCACAGUGUACUACUGGAUGGAACAGCACAGUGUAAAGGAAGAGUGUUCUCUAAACUCCCCUCCCCUUACUUCAUAUAUAAACCUCUGAGAAGCGUCACUGCAGACAGCUUUGUACUUUCUUUUACAUUCCAAAUAUUUUCCAUAGAAUUGUUUAUAAAAUACUACAACUUCUUCUUCAACAGGAGGCUUUGAGGUUAAUUUAUAUUCUUUUUUAGGCAUAUUAAAUCUGUUUUGAACAAUGUUUUUAACUUACUCAUUGCAAAAAAAAAAAAAAAAAAACCUGGUUUCUCAUAGGCUUUUUUUAACAGGGUCUAGUCCAGACUGUAGACCACUUUAGGUUGUUGGGUAAAUGUACCACUUUUAUUGCCUAAAAAAAGCGCCAAAAGAAAGAUGAAGAAGUGAAACACAAGAUAAUGUGAAGUUAAAGAUGUGGAUAGAUUUGAAGAUUCAUGUUCGCUGUAGGGUUGUUAAGAAAUCCCCAAAUAUUUUACAACAACAAGGAGCUUGAUUUGCCUUAAACGUAAUGGAGAAUGCAUUAACAUUUUGUUAAUAAAGCAACUUUAUAUUAGAAAAA
Molecule: messenger RNA, 4494 nt
Organism: Cynoglossus semilaevis (tongue sole)
Lineage: Eukaryota; Metazoa; Chordata; Actinopteri; Pleuronectiformes; Cynoglossidae
Product: DENN domain-containing protein 2A
Exons: 20
Coding region: 501-3665 (1054 amino acids)
Biological process (GO): retrograde transport, endosome to Golgi
Cellular component (GO): actin cytoskeleton
Source: RefSeq, a predicted model, not a curated record